Molecule: messenger RNA, 5424 nt
Organism: Mesocricetus auratus (golden hamster)
Lineage: Eukaryota; Metazoa; Chordata; Mammalia; Rodentia; Cricetidae
Gene: Stk4
Product: serine/threonine kinase 4
Exons: 12
Coding region: 435-1823 (462 amino acids)
Biological process (GO): intracellular signal transduction; regulation of MAPK cascade; protein tetramerization
Cellular component (GO): cytoplasm
Molecular function (GO): ATP binding; protein serine/threonine kinase activity
Source: RefSeq, a predicted model, not a curated record
GCAGCUGAAAAAGUUGGAUGAAGAUAGCUUAACUAAACAGCCGGAAGAAGUGUUUGAUGUCUUAGAGAAACUUGGAGAGGGUUGAAAAAGUACUCUGGGAUUCAUCAGAAAAAUCAAGCAGAGGAAGGAAGGAAAAGAACAUGAGCUGUGAUGCUCCAAGACAAGCCCAAGACGGUGGAACCCUGCCAGUUGAAUGGCAUCAGUAAAGAUGCAGAUGUAUUCAGCAGAGAACUUGGGAAUUUCCCUCUAAAGAUCCUCUCCUGCUUUCAUCUCAUUGAACUUUUAAAUGACACUACAGACACUUGGAUUUUUGUCAUCCUGACCUAAUGAACCUGGGCAGGUUUCAUGGAACUAGCAUGAUCCUGCAGAAGACCUUCCUUACCUGUGCUACUCUAAUACAAACACCACCGCAUCUUCAGAUGUUCCUUCAGUGAAUGGAUUAUGAAUUCUCAGUGACUUGUGGCUUGUUUUCCAAGUCUUAUGGCAGCGUGUACAAGGCUAUUCAUAAAGAGACUGGCCAGAUUGUUGCUAUCAAGCAAGUGCCGGUGGAGUCAGACCUGCAGGAGAUAAUCAAAGAAAUCUCCAUAAUGCAGCAGUGUGACAGCCCUCAUGUAGUCAAAUAUUAUGGCAGCUACUUUAAGAACACAGACCUGUGGAUCGUUAUGGAGUACUGUGGGGCUGGCUCUGUAUCGGAUAUCAUUCGGUUACGAAACAAGACGUUAACAGAAGAUGAAAUAGCUACAAUAUUGCAAUCAACUCUUAAAGGACUAGAAUAUCUUCAUUUUAUGAGAAAAAUACACCGAGAUAUCAAAGCAGGAAAUAUUUUGCUCAACACAGAAGGCCAUGCAAAGCUUGCAGAUUUUGGAGUCGCAGGUCAACUUACAGACACCAUGGCAAAGAGGAAUACAGUGAUAGGAACACCGUUUUGGAUGGCCCCUGAAGUUAUUCAGGAAAUUGGGUACAACUGCGUGGCAGACAUCUGGUCUCUGGGAAUAACCGCCAUAGAAAUGGCUGAAGGAAAGCCCCCAUAUGCUGAUAUCCACCCAAUGCGGGCAAUAUUCAUGAUUCCUACAAACCCUCCUCCCACAUUCCGUAAGCCAGAGCUGUGGUCAGACAGCUUCAUGGAUUUUGUGAAGCAGUGUCUGGUAAAAAGCCCUGAGCAGAGAGCCACAGCCACUCAGCUCCUACAGCAUCCAUUUGUCAAGAGUGCCAAAGGAGUGUCGAUCUUGCGAGACUUAAUUAACGAAGCCAUGGAUGUGAAACUGAAACGCCAGGAAGCCCAGCAGCGGGAAGUGGACCAGGAUGAUGAUGAGAACUCAGAGGAGGAUGAAUUGGACUCUGGCACAAUGGUUCGAGCUGCAGGUGAUGAGGUGGGCACUGUCCGUGUAGCCAGUACCCUGAGUGACGGAGCCAGCACUGUGACCGAGCACAGUGACACAUUGCCGUCCCAGCUGGGAACCAUGGUGAUCAACACGGAGGACGAGGAAGAGGAAGGAACUAUGAAAAGAAGAGAUGAGACCAUGCAACCUGCAAAGCCAUCUUUCCUUGAAUACUUUGAACAAAAAGAAAAGGAAAACCAGAUCAACAGCUUUGGCAAGAGUGUAUCUGGCUCUCUGAAAAAUUCUUCAGAUUGGAAAAUACCACAGGAUGGAGACUAUGAGUUUCUUAAGAGUUGGACUGUGGAGGACCUUCAGAAGAGGCUCUUGGCCCUUGACCCCAUGAUGGAACAGGAAAUGGAAGAGAUCCGGCAGAAGUACCGGUCCAAGAGGCAGCCAAUCCUGGAUGCUAUUGAAGCCAAGAAGAGGAGGCAACAGAACUUCUGACAACACCAGCCCAGGCGGCUUCUGGGUCGCUAGUCUCACGUCUGUUAGCCAGCACUUCUGCUCUGUCAUUUCUCCACAGCACCUUUGUGAACUCAGGAAUGUGCGCCAGUGGGAAGGGCUACCUUGACAGUUGUGCCAUCUGGUGUAUUUACAUGGGCAGGAUGUGUCUUGAAGGGUUUGUAUUGGCGCUUUUAACUCAGAAUUUUAGACCUCAGAAACAGAGACUCCUAGUUGAGUGAUAGCUGGGAAAAUUUUACAUUGCCUCUUUUUGCUUUCCUUCUUGUAAUAGUUUUUGGUUGCUCUCUCUGGAAGACUUUUUAAAAAAAAUAUAAAUAUGCAUAUAUAUAUAUAAAUUAUAAAUAGAUUCCCCACUCUGUGUGGUGGCAUCUCUGUACAGGUACAGUUUCAAACACUUCACCUCUUUCCUGUGAGAUUAUGGUACUGUGGAGCAAGAGAGCAGAGGACACUGGAAGGCACUUUAGGUGGUCACUGAAUCCCAGGAGUCAACCUCAUCCAUUGCAGGGCUGCAUGGAAAAAUUAGUCUUGCGAUGGUUGUGCCACAGCAGUGAUGAGCCUCAUGGUCCUCACUGGCCUCCGAAGCUAUUGGUGAUGCCAGGGAAAGGCCCGGAGAACUUGAGAUUGCUCGAGUCCUAGGAGAAGCCUGGCACCCUCUUUGCAAAUUAGCCUUUGCUGUUUCAAUGCCUUUCAUCCAUUCCCCACUUUCCCAGCGGCCUAAAGUCACAUCCCAGAUACUGCUUAGUGCCUUAAGAGGGGACACAAUCUGGUGAAAGGACAGGCCUACCAAGAACUAUCCAGCAAAUAGGGCUGAGAGCAGUCCAGAGAAAAGAGAAGGUUUUUGAAGAUCUCACUGUUAGUGUGAAAAAUCACAUGUUGCUCUGCAUUUCUUAUAUACAGGGUAAAGGGCAUUGCUUUUGUGGUCCACAUUCAAUUUAUGUGUUGUUUUAUUUCUUCAUUCACUGUGGAGGGUCUGGCAAGGGUCUGAGACUUGUUCAUAGGAGGCUUAGCUGGACCCAGAAUGCCAGAGCUUGAAGGGACCAUAGCAGUGGGUGCGUCUGACCUGUGUUGUGUGAGUGGGAAAGUGAGGGGAGAGGUGACAUUGCCAAUGUCACAAAUGGAGUUAGAGUAAAAGCAGGGAUUGGAACUCAGGACUCCUCUCUGGGGCCACUGAACCAAGAGCCUCUUCAACAAGAGAAUGAAACUACCUGCGCUCAUCAUGAUGUCCCAGGCUCUCCUGCUUUGUCUCGCCUCCUUGGUACUGGAGACGCUGUGGAAAGUCUCCCCAGAGGAGCCAUGGUGCCCAUUCUCAGCACACCAAUGGGUUCCUUGCAUUGUCUCCAGAUACAGACGGGGGAGGGGCACUCCUGCAAGGCCUGAAGCAGGGUAGACAGUUAUGGACUUGUGCCCUGCACCUUUGCCUCAAAACUGCAGUCCAAAGAAACUGGGAAAACAGUUGCCCUUUUAUUUUCUUCUAGUCUCUUCUCUCUGAUGGGAGCCACGAUUGGGUUGCACCCGAGGACACUGAAAUCCAACCCCAUAAUUGCUUUUGUUCCCUAACCUGAGAGUCGAUAAAAGGAAGGGGAUAUUCUCCUCUGUGACCAGAUUCUGUUCUUUGCAGUUAAAGCAAGCUUUAAAAAUGCAAGAGGCAGCUGGUCUGCAAGACUUGGCUAGCAAAGGAACUACGUGGCAGAGAGAAUUAGAGGACACUUUGAGGAUCUUGCUGGAAUGGUAAAUGGCAGCUAGCAUUCCCUGGGGAGCAAGUUUCACACACUGAGCCAGGUGCACUGCAAGUUUCAUAGUAAACCUGUGGGCUCAUUAAGUUACUUCUCUUCUGAUGAAACUGAGUUUGAAAGAUUCCUUUCCCACGACACUGCAUCUGGAUGCAUGACAUCAUUCUGUGAGGGUAGUCACAAAAACAGGAAAGUCCUCCAUGCUUAGACCGAAGUGGCCAUGGCUUCUUAACAAGGCCAAGUCUAAGCGAUGUUUUUCUAGGUUAAAAACCAGCUGAAUUAAUAGUUAAUUUCCCCAAUCAAGUAAGCUUUUAAGAACCCAGAGCACCAGGCAUGCAUAAUGUUUGUGCUACCUAACAGCCCAGCGUUGGAGCUCUUUCCCUCGAAGAAAAGUGCUUUGGGCUGGGCCAGACAGAAGGAGAAAGCCUCAACUCUGUUCUGAAGCAAGAUCCAAGCACAGGCAAAUAGUUCUGGUCUAUUUGUGACUGUUCUGCAGCUGUGAACCUAGAUCUGGAGUUUAUUUGGUUUCAAGCAUGUCUGCACCGUGCAGCUUGGUCCAGCAGUCAGCUGCUCAGUGGUCCAGUAGGAGAGAGCGUUCUGGAUCAACGGAAUUUCCUGGCAAGGUGUAUGCCUUGUCCAGUGACAGGCAGGGAGCAAGUCAUCUUUCCCUUGAGGACCAACUCCCAGGGAUCACAUCUUGUGUCCUUUGAGCUUGAACAUUUGUGACUCAGCUCUCUGCUUCCAAGAAGCCAUGACCCACACUUAACUUCUCUUUUAAAGAAAACAAACAGAACCUCAUAGUCUCUGAAAAUGUUUUAGUUAUGCCCCCAUUCGUAAAUUUGGAGCACAUUUCCAUUUUUAAUUUUUCUCAUGUUGUUUCUUCAGCCCCAGUUAACUGGGCGAGAAUCAGAGUGGCUGGGAGUGAGAAGGUUGUUGGGCUAGAGGGUAGAUAGGAGUGGCAAUCUGAAGCCUCAGGCAUUGAGUCAUUGACACUGUAGAGUAGCAUGUGGCAGACGCCAAAAAUGUAGAUUGCCACUUAACACUCAGUGCCCCCCCCCCCCGUAAUGUCAGGAAUGAAAGAGAUGGCGUCACUGCAGAUCCUGCAGACGCUCAGAGACCAAUAGCAGAAUAUUGUGAGCAGCUUCAUGCUAAUAAAUUCACCAAGCUUCCCCGAAGAAGAAAUGGACAGUCUGAACAGCCAGCCCCCUUUCUACCAAAACCUGGUAGCUCUGAGAGAUACCAGCAUCUCUUCCCUUUAUGGACCAGGAAGGGGCUCCGAUAGUGCCUAUUCCUCAAGGUCAUGCCAGCAGAGUGUAACAGAGUCCAGUUCUCACUCCACCGUCCUUCCCAGCGUACCGUGCGGCCUCUAAAGAUUGCAGUUUUGGAGAAGUUGUUCCUGCCCAAGCCAUACCCAUCACCCUCACCCUUCUUUUGAGCACUGUGUUUGUAAUUUUAUUAGAAUUACAUGCAUCAUUUUUGCAAUCCAUGUUCUUUGGGUUUAGGGGAAAGUCUCUUCCACCAGCCUGCACUCAGACCAACUUGGAGGGGGAAAAAAAAAUCUUAAAUGCUGUUGCUGAUGUACAAUUUAAAAAUGUGAAGUUUGUAGCUUUAAUGUUUUGUAACAAAAACUAACAACACUGGCUUAAAAUGCUGACUUGAAAUGCUAUUUUGUAAGGUUUGGAUGUAAAUAAUGAGGGUCAGCGGUUUGUACAUGUGUGAGACAUAGCAUCUUCCACUGCUGUUUGUCUUUAACUUGGGGUCCAUUCUGUGUGCUUUUAUGUGAGAGUUGUUCCCCCUCAUUCCUCCCCAGCACCUGUGACCUUUGUUUCCAAUAAACUGUCCUUUAGACCACA